AUGGCCUAUCAUGUUGAGAGUCGAGUCAUGAGCUGGGCAAGAUGUUCGAUGAUGUCUCUGAUGAUGCUGACCUGGAGUGGCGCUCAGCCAGAUGUUUUGGUCUACACAGUGUUGAUGGAGCUCGGUGUUUCUCCAAGCGAAGCGGAGUUCAUGUCCCAGGACCCCUGUAGCGCCGAGGGUUUCUCCUGCGAUGAGGAUGGGCAAAUCAUUGGUUUGGUCUUCAGCUUUCGAAAACUGGGAGGCCGACUUCCCAAAGAGCUUGGGCAGUUGUUGAUGCUUCAGGAGCUAGAUCUCCCAGGAAACACGCUCAAGGGCAGCAUCCCCAAGGAACUUGCAGAUCUUCAUGGCUUGCGAAGGCUGAACCUUGGUGCAAACAACCUUGAUGGACACAUCCCGGAGGAGCUCGGAAACCUCACAGCGCUGGAGGAAAUCAGACUUGAAGGCAACGACUUGACCGGCCGAAUCCCCUGGAAGCUGGAGCGGCUGCGGAGAUUGCGAAAGCUGGAGCUGGCCUACAACCACCUCUCGGGCGAAAUCCCCAGAGAGCUUGGCCUGCUGGAGAGCCUCGAACAGCUUUCCUUGACCAAGAAUCAUUUUGAAGGUGACAUUCCCCAAGAGAUUGGGAGGCUGAAAGCUUUGGAGGUGCUUGAUCUUUCACAGAAUCUGCUGUGGGGAAAGAUUCCCAAAGAGCUUGGUCAGCUGUGGAGCAUGCGAGAGUUGGUCCUGAGCAGAUCGCGGAUUUCAGGAAAAAUUCCUCCGGAGCUUGGCCAUCUAGAAAAGCUUGAAAUUCUCGAUCUUGACCAGAACCACCUGGUUGGCCAGAUGCCCAAAGAGCUUGGGAAACUGAGAAGUCUCAGGCGUCUAGUUCUUUCGCAUAAUCGGCUGAUUGGCAACAUUCCCAAGGAGCUUGGUCAGCUGGAUGGUUUGCGGGAGUUGCAUUUAAACCGCAACCAGCUGACGGGAGGAAUUCCCAAAGAGCUUGGGGAACUUCAGCGCUUGAGGGCUAUUGACUUGUCCCACAACAAACUCAGCGGCAACAUUCCCAAGGAGCUUGGCCUGCUCGAGGCUUUGUACUGGCUUAGCAUGCAGAAGAACCAGAUUUCUGGCCAAGUUCCGAAGGAGCUUGGCCAGCUUCGGUCUUUGUAUUAUCUGGAUCUUCGAGGGAACCGGCUGCAAGGGGAGAUCCCCAGAGAAUUGGGGAACUUGGAGGAGCUCUGGUGUUUGGAUCUCUUUGGCAAUCGGCUAACAGGGAAAAUCCCCCAGGAGAUUGGCCGGCUAAAGGCCUUGAGUACCUUGGACCUGUCCCAGAACUGGCUGAUGGGUGAAGUUCCCAAAGCGCGCAGUCUAAGAGAGCUCUACCUGGGAGGAAACCAGCUGACAGGAGGAAUUCCAGAAGAACUUGGCAAUUUGCAGACCCUGCGUGCAUUGAAUUUGGCUGAGAACCAGCUGCAGGGCGACAUACCUGAAGCGAUACGGAAGCUACGAGCACUGGAAGAGCUUUCCCUGUCAAAGAACCGACUUGGAGGGAACAUGAGCAGCAUUUCACUGAUGUUGAGUUCCAUGCGCCUCAGAGUUUUGGAUGUCAGCUACAACUCUUUUCGUGGAGAGGUUGAUUUAAACCUGUCUGCGGAAUCGUGCCAGGAUCUCCAACACAUGGAUUUGAGCCACAACAAGUUUUGUGGGAGUCUUUCCAAUCUUGCAAACAUUUUUUGCAAGUUGAGCCCCAUUGGGGGAUCAUUGCAAGAGCUUCGCCUCAACCACAACAAGUUUUCAGGUGAAGUGCCAGCAUGUUUGAUGCAGUUCCGCCAUUUGACUCUUCUUGCUCUCAACAACAAUCGUUUACAAGGGUCCUUUCCUGAAGUGCAUGCUCCAGAGCUAGUGGUGCUGGCUCUGCACAAGAACAGGUUUUCGGGCACCCUUCCUAGAAGCCUUCACACCCUAAGGAACCUGGGAGUGUUGACUCUUCAUGAGAACUCCAUCGGGGGCUCCAUCAGCGACAUUCGCUUGACAGCGAUAUGCAUGGAUAACUCCAAGUUCAGGCAGCAGGCCCUCUCAUGUAAAGGUUGGAAGCGAGUGGCGCGGUUCCAGCAGCAUUUCCAACGCUUGCAACACUUCGAAGAGCUACAACUCAGGGAAAACUGCCCAACACUCUUUGGAUGCCCUUUGAAUGGCAAGGCCUACAUCACCUUGCACCGCAACCGAUUCUCCUGUGCAGUUCCUGAUCGCAUUGCUGCCAAGGCAACAGUCACUGGCCUAGUCAUCAUGGGCAACAUGCUAGGGUUUGGACGUGAGCUAAACUCUCCUUGGAUCCUGCCAGAAGAGAAACACUCCUUCCUGUACUACUCUGACGGCGUUUGGAAAUCCAAUCUGAAAGUUCUUUGUGGCGUUCUGAUAUUGCUUUCCUUUGCAGCUUUGUGCUAUCCAUGGCGGCAGAGGCUUCACGACGCAUCCCGGAACUUGACCUUGUCGAGCACAGCUUGGGUUGCAUCAUCCAACUUUGCGCUGCUGAAAACAUGCCGGAGCACCUGUUUGUUUGCCAGUCCACUUCUAUUGCUGUUGUGGCAUGGGGGCAGCUACUACGAAUGCAGCCCGCCAUUGUGGCGAACCACAUCUGCAAACUUCCAAGCUCAGCCUGUGGUGGAGCUUUGUGUGAUCGGCAACUGGUGUGUGAUGCUUUUCUUUUUUCGGACAGUCUUGGCUAGCAUGCCAGCAGCGCCCAACACUAGUAGCAGCAUGCCAAACUUGAACAACCCAUGGAGGUUCAAGCGGGCUCGACAGUUUCUGGCGUGGUUUCUUUGGGUGUGGAUGGUUGCACUUUCCUCCCUGCCAUCGGUGUUGUACGCAUUCUCCAACUCAUUGCCCGCGAACAACACGCUUGGCAUCAGUGAUGCGCUGCUGAGUUUCGUCCACAGCACUGCCCCUGUCCUCACUGUGUUGAUUGACAUGGUCGUUGCAGUGAGAAAAUCAACCCGGUACUCGAGAUUGACUGGAAUCAAGGCAGAUAAACUCUUAAUGACAUUCCGGCUGGCUUCGGCGUGGCUCUUUCCGUUGCUGACCACGAUCAUAUUGGAUGAAAACUGUAUCUCUGCAUGGAAAUGGACUUGGACAGUUUGCAAAACUGGGUCGCCACAGCACCACUAUUUUGAUCUGAAGAUCUACGAUGAAGAGAUUCUGAAUACGCAGACAGAUAUUUGCAAUCUGAGCGAGACUUGGUGGUCGGAUGGCCGCUGCAGCCGUGCGAUUGUGGGGAAUUUGACACCCUUUUUGCUGCAAAAGUGCCUUCUACGAAGCACGUUGCAACCAUUGGCCUUGCUGUUCAUGUGGCAGUUUUCGCGGUUGGAACGGCACGAGGAUCGACAGCAAGGAUGUCACUUGAGGCUGUUUGGUUGUGGUCCUAGAGCCAGCAGCUCUUUAGCGCCCUUGCAGCAAAUGUCGCUGCUGACCACACAGCUGGAACUAUUGAUUUUUUGGAGUCCUUUGGUUCCUUUGCUCAGCGUGGGUAUCCUAGGUGCUGGCAUCGCAAACUUGCUGAUGUUCGAUCUUGGUGUUUGGACCUUUGGUGUGAAACUUCCUUCUGAUGACAUAAACAGAGGCGCCAGAAUAUCGCGCUCCUACCUGGGCUUUGCGCUCUGUGCAGGCUGCUGCUUUCAGAUUUGGCACGCCUUCAGCUCAAAGAUGUAUGGUAGAUAUUUGCUGCUGUUUUUCAGCAUGGCCACAAUGGGGCCUUGGGCCAAGCGCUUCUUGCCGCUGGAAAGGGCCAGGUACCACCUCUGGGAUGAUGGUGACAAGGUCAGUGAGACUCAGAUCAUUGAGAUGUCAAUGAGGACAACCACAUCUGAACCUGUUAUGACUUGA
Messenger RNA from Durusdinium trenchii, 3855 nucleotides. The record is from the annotation of a GenBank genome assembly. Lineage: Eukaryota; Dinophyceae; Suessiales; Symbiodiniaceae.